GUUUUGAAGGAGUCCAACCUGAUAAUGCCGCAGUAGCGAACCCUCAGGAGAUUGAGAUGGCUGAAAGCCACAUGGGAGCGCCUACUGACAAGGAGGACCAGCCACUUCAUGAAGGGUCCCCGGCCAAGAAGGACGAUAACAAGGUCAACGACCUCUUCUUCAAGGAUGGCAAGCGACGUAUCGACUUUGUCCUGGCCUACCGCAAGCAGGAGAGUGAAGAGAGAGAGGAGAAGAGGGUGAAGAAGAGGCAGAACUUUGAGGCCAAUCUCAUUGACGAAGGACUUCAGCUCGAGUAUGAGAACUCAGAGGGGCCGGAGCCGAAGGAAGAUGACCCUGAAUCCCACGACGGUCGAACGUUCUUUGUCAAGGUUCAUGCUCCCUGGGACCUGAUGACUCGCUAUGCUGAGGAACUCAAGAUCAAGAUGCCCAUCGAGGAAAACAACAUGGAGGAGCCAGUUAAUGUAUUCAACUGCAUUGACAAGCUGUGGACUCCCUUUGAGCUGAGUGAGGAGUACGUGAAGCCUGAGCCUGAUGUCUUCACAGCCCCGUUCAUCAGGGACAGAGCCUCUGAAUUCAUCAUGGAGAGCCAGGAUACCUUCUUCCCCAACAACAUCCGCAACCGUGUGGUGUACGAGAUCUUAGAGAGGAUGCGCUACGAUGCAAAUGAUCCAGCCAAGUUUGGAAUCGAUCACCUGAUCGCUAACGGAUCCUACUUCGCUGCCUACCCACUUCACGAGGGAGAUUACAAGAGCAAGCACUCCCUUCUGACCCAUGGCCCUCAGAACGAUAGACAUCUGCUGUACGAAGAGUGGGCAAGGCCAGGAAGAUGGUACAAGAAGCAACCCCUCGAUCUGAUCAGGCGCUACUUUGGUGAGAAGAUUGGUAUCUACUUCUGUUGGCUGGGAUUCUACACUGAGAUGCUGACAUGGGCAGGCUUUGUAGGUCUGAUUGUCUUUCUCUAUGGAUGUAUCUCUCUACCCAGCAGUGUGGUUGUGCAAGAGAUCUGCGCCGGAACCGAUAUCAUCAUGUGUCCUCUGUGUGACAAACGAUGCCCGUACUGGACGCUAUCUGACAGUUGUUUCUACUCGAAGUUGACGUACCUGUUUGAUAAUGAAGCGACCGUCUUCUUUGCCUGCUUCAUGUCCCUCUGGGCCACCAUGUUCUGCGAAUUCUGGAAAAGAAGGCAGAACACGAUUGACUACGACUGGGACUUGUUUGGCUUUGAAGAACAGGAGGAGAACAUUCGUCCCGAGUUCGAGGCCAAGGCCCCAGACAGGAGAGUCAGUCCCAUCACCAACCUGACCGAGCCUUACAUGAAGUUCUCGAGAAAGUUCCCGAGAUUCUCGGCAUCUAUUGCAUCCAUUUUCUUCAUGAUUCUGCUUGUUAUGGCCGCCGUGAUGACCGUCAUCGUCUACAGGAUCGUCGUCAAGACGGCCAUCUUCGCCAUCGAUCAGGAAUUCAUCUCUUCGUAUGCCUCCAUCAUCACCUCGGUUACGGCUUCCAUGAUCUCGCUCAUCCUCAUCAUGAUCCUGCAGAUACUGUACGAGCGUAUUGCAGUUUGGCUGACUAAUCUAGAGUUGCACCGUACUGAGACAGAGUACGAAGACAGCUUCACCUUCAAGAUGUACCUCUUUGCAUUCGUCAAUUACUACUCUACCAGUUUUUACAUUGCUUUCUUCAAGGGCCGCCUACCCGGUACCCCAGCUGACUAUGGACGUGUUUUCGGAAUAUGGCGUCAGGAAGAGUGUGACCCUGCUGGAUGUAUGCAAGAACUCUUCAUUAAUAUUGCUAUCACUAUGUGCGGAAAGCAAUUCUUCAACAACUUCAUGGAGCUGGCUAUGCCUGUCCUGAUGAACUUCUGGCGUUCUCGUACCGGUCGCAAGGAGGAGAAGAGCGGCAAGGGACGUUAUGAGCAGUGGGAACAGGACGCUGACCUGGCCGAUCUUGGACCACGAGGGCUCUUCAAGGAAUACCUCGAGAUGGUCGUUCAGUUUGGUUUCUCCACCAUCUUUGUGGCUGCUUUCCCUCUGGCUCCUCUCUUCGCUCUUCUGAACAAUCUCGUUGAGGUCCGUCUCGAUGCCUACAAAUUCAUCUCUCAGCUCCGACGACCAGUCGCCAAGAGAGCCCAGGAUAUCGGUGCUUGGUAUGCAAUCCUAGUCACCGUUGGAAACCUGUCUGUCUUAACCAAUGCCCUUGUCAUUGCCUUCACGUCCGAGUUCAUCCCGCGUCAAGUCUUUAAGUAUUACUACGGAGGACCCGAGGCAACGCUCAACGGCUAUACCAACUGGUCGCUCUCCUACUUCAACACCGUGGACAUGCAGAAUGAUUCUAAGCCCACAGAUCCGAGUUACCCCAGGGUUGGUGAUGAGGACACCACGGACCCCAACUAUGGAUUGAACGUAUCCGUAUGCAGAUACCGUGGUAACUACGAUGAACAUUAUAAUGUCACCCUGGACUACUGGCUGGUCAUCGCCAUUAAGCUGGCCUUUAUCCUGCUCUAUGAGCAUUUCGUCCUAUUCACCAAGUUCUUUGUGGCAUACAUCAUUCCCGACAUGCCCGAGUUCGUCAAGAACCAGAUCAAACGCGAGACCUACCUCGGCCAGCAGGCCCUGCGUACGGCCCUCACGGAGCAACGCGGCAAGAGCAAGAAGUUGGUCCCGCCGGGUGGACCGGAAGUAGAGCAGGCCGGCGCCGCUGGGCCUUAG
Strongylocentrotus purpuratus (purple sea urchin) is the source of this 2705-nucleotide messenger RNA. It is a transcript of the gene tmem16, whose product is annotated as transmembrane protein 16. Lineage: Eukaryota; Metazoa; Echinodermata; Echinoidea; Camarodonta; Strongylocentrotidae. The record is from RefSeq and is marked provisional. Gene Ontology annotation, cellular component: plasma membrane. Gene Ontology annotation, biological process: chloride transmembrane transport. Gene Ontology annotation, molecular function: protein dimerization activity; chloride channel activity.